Molecule: messenger RNA, 711 nt
Organism: Pichia membranifaciens NRRL Y-2026
Lineage: Eukaryota; Fungi; Ascomycota; Pichiomycetes; Pichiales; Pichiaceae
Exons: 1
Coding region: 1-711 (236 amino acids)
Biological process (GO): regulation of DNA-templated transcription
Molecular function (GO): zinc ion binding; DNA-binding transcription factor activity, RNA polymerase II-specific
Source: RefSeq, a predicted model, not a curated record
AUGGCAAAUUACCGUGAUUACCAAAGAAUCAUAAGGCUGUCGGCUCCAGCGUCUGCCGCAAGUAAAACAUGGAAGACCGACUCACAGGUUCCAGUACCACUGUCACCAGAGUCAACUUGUGGCUCUUCUGACCAUCAUCAUACUCAUCAUGCUUACCUCAAUCAUACAAGGGUCAGCUCUAGCCAUAUAGUAAAAGAGAAAAAGAAAAUCACGAGGACGAAAACAGGCUGUUUUUGUUGCAGAAGAAGGAAGAAGAAGUGCGAUGAAAGGAAACCUGCUUGCUCGGGAUGUCUGAGGAACAAUCUUCACUGCGUGUAUCCUACAGAAGAAGAGCUCAAAAAGUCGGCUGCAUUGUUGGCAGCGCCCUCUUCAACCUCUUCGAGAAAGAUCAAGAAAUACACAAAAGUGCAAGACAAAUUUGCAGCUACUGUGCUUUCGGAAAUGAAAUCUGCCAACUUCGCUCAAGAGCCUCCUUCUCCACCACAACCGGGAAUGUGUUCACCACAUUCAAACGACACCACCCCUCACUGCAGCGACGUCGAGUCCCCUAUCACCUCUCCAACUCUGCAACCAUACCAAUAUACCCUUACAUCCUCAAACUCGAAAAUUCCCUUUUUCAGCAUUAACAACCUUGACAGCAAGAGAACAUCCUUGCUCAUUCUUGAUCCGAAGCCUUCUAGACAGAUAUCUGUGAAGAGCUUAUUGAAUUGA